AUGGAAUCUUUCAUGACAACUGGAGGCGACACAUCGGCCGAAGCGAUUCUCCAAAACGUUUUUCGUCGAGCCCAUCAUGAGGACCCAAAGACGGGUGGGAUCGAAUUGGCAGUUGGGUUGCUACUCCAACACCCCAAACUGGCUCGGAAAACAUACUUGACCAAGAGGGCACCCACUGCCCGUUAUCCGCUCUUUAUCCUGGCGCAAAGUGGCGCUUCCUUGGCACAGGUGAAAUCCGUUUUCGCCUUGUACUCGAGCGAGGAGCACAAGGAAAAAUUGCAAAGCGUUCAUCAAGGUUCCCACUCUCGCAUUCUUCCCAAACCAGAGCUCAUGCAAGUCAUGGAAGGUGGAAAAGCCAGUUUCGAUGUGCUGUCCUUUCUCGUGGAAAAUUGUCCUGGAUUAUUAACACACAACGAUGCCAUUGGUGGCUUGGCCGUGCACAAAUUUUUUCGUCGUUGGGGCUAUGGAUUUUACCGCGUCGAAGGAUCCCAGAAAUGCGACAAUCUUGCUUUUUCCAUGAUUCAGAAGUGUCCCGCAUGUUGCGAUUUUGAUCUCUUUUGGUUGGCGUUGCAAGUGGAAAGUUCGGACAAAAUUGUGGACAUGAUUGUGGAGCAAUUACUAAAGCGAGGCGACAUUGAUAGUCUCGAAUACAAGGGUACUGCGCUCGGUCCGGCGAGAUCUGGUUUCGACUUGUCUGUGCGAGACGUUAAAGCCAUUACCAAGCUCUUGGAAAAGGCCGAAACAUUCUCCUUUGACCCAUUUCCGGGCGCGCUGACACCGGACACUUUUCGAUCCCUCAUGAAUGGAAUCAUGGACGCCAAGACUUUACGUCAGGUCAGCCUUUCAUUGGACGGUCAAUUCCUGGAAACUCAUGACGCAGCGCGAACCCAUUUCCGACGGGCGUUGGCCAAUUCAAGCUUUGAAGAGUUCAAGCUAUUCUUGCCAGUGUUUGGAAGCACUGCGGACGCAAUGGUGCACGACAUGGUUGCGGCAUUUCGUUUCCGAAACAAACCUCUAGUGAGCCUGACGUUGGAGAAUGGUCACUUUACAUCCAUGAACUCCCUCAUGAGAUUGAUUUCCUCUGAUUGCACCCGAUCUUUGGUGUUUCGUUCGGUUGGUUUGCCGCAACAUGCGCAUACCGGUACGAACACCCCCGCACCCGACAAUCAAUGCUUGGAAAGUUUUGAGAUGGUGGGGGGCUACUUGACGCCCGCGACCGAUACCGAUACCACGGCGGCACUGAUCCGUUGCCUGGGUGCGAUUCCGUCAUUGGAACGGUUGGUCUUCCAACGACCGAAAGAAUCCCUUUCGGAAGAUGCGACAGACCUCGUGGCGGAUCUGCUACGUCGAUCGCAAAACCUGAAAGAACUCGAUCUCCCGCUCGACAUGCGGGUUGAUGUUUCCUCCAUUUGCGAGGUGUUGAAGGACAACAAUACACUGCGUAGCUUUUCCUGUUGGCCAGUCGUUGGGCACGAAGAAGCCCAAGCCAGGAGCCGAUCGCAAACUGUGAAAGUCAACACCACGCUGAUCCGGUUCGACUGUUAUGGAUUGGGCUGUCGUGAUGGGCGCGAUUCUUUCACUGAGACCGACUACCAUUUGUACUUGAAUCGAUUUGGCAAACGGCAGGCACGAGACCCCGAGACCUCGAAAGCAACAUUUGUCAAACUGCUUGAUGGUGUUUCCAACGACAAGUCCUUCCUGCAUCGCUUUAUCGUUGCCGCCGAGCAUUCGGUACUGUAUGGGUUGCUGCGAGAAAACCCCACCGUUUGGUUGGCGCAAGGGCACGCCAAAAGACCGCUGGAGCGUUCCUUUCAUCCCAAUUCUCCAGCUCCAAAGAAGCGUCGAAUCGCCUGA
Molecule: messenger RNA, 1854 nt
Organism: Seminavis robusta
Lineage: Eukaryota; Bacillariophyta; Bacillariophyceae; Naviculales; Naviculaceae
Source: the annotation of a GenBank genome assembly